AACAUGGCCGCUAUGCACUCCAGUUCCAAACACGUGUGCGUUUCAGUACACUGUUACCCAUAGUGCUCUAGCGUAAACUCUCUUACUGCGGCCUUUUCCAGCUGAGGCUCUGUCCCCAUAGUCGCUGCUAGUAACAGCUAAAAUAAAUAAUCUCCUGUUUUUGUGAUCGGAACCCUCAGACAAGAUGGUGAAGCCAGGUUUUAAGGGACGGAGUACUAUCAACCCGUCCACGGCCAGCAGUAAUCCAGAUCGUGUAAAAGGAGCCGGGGGUAACAACAUGAGAGACCGGGGAACCAUUAAACGCCUUAAUAUGUAUCGGCAGAAAGAAAGGAGGGAUCGUCGUGGUAAAUUGAUUAAGCCUUUGCAGUUCCAGUCGUCAGUUGCCCCAGGAACCGUUGCCAGAGUGGAACCUAAUAUAAAAUGGUUUGGGAAUACCCGUGUAAUCAAGCAGUCUUCCUUACAAAAGUUCCAGGAUGAAAUGAAUGUAGUGAUGAAAGAUCCGUACAAGGUGGUGAUGAGGCAGACCCAGUUGCCCAUGUCCCUCCUGCACGAUCGAAGUAAACCUCAUAAUUCCAAAGUUCACAUUCUCGAUACAGAAACAUUUGAGACAACUUUCGGGCCUAAAUCUCAAAGGAAGCGGCCGAACCUUGCUGCCACUGAUAUGCAGGAAUUAAUUGAGAAAGCGGAGGCUUUGGCAGAGAACUACAAUGAGCAAAAGGACCGGGAUCUAGUAACAGAGGAUACUGGAGUCAGAGAUGAAGUCCGUGAAGAAAUUUAUAAGAAGGGACAAUCCAAAAGAAUCUGGGGUGAACUCUAUAAGGUAAUCGACUCAUCUGAUGUAAUAGUUCAAGUUCUCGAUGCCAGAGAUCCAAUAGGAACCCGCUCCCCACAUGUUGAAACAUAUCUGAAAAAAGAGAAGCCUUGGAAACAUCUUCUUUUCGUCCUUAAUAAAUGUGAUCUGGUUCCUACUUGGGCAACUAAACGAUGGGUUGCCUGUCUGUCUCAGGAUUAUCCAACACUAGCUUUUCACUCCAGCCUUACUAAUCCAUUUGGAAAAGGAGCUUUCAUUCAGCUUUUAAGACAGUUUGGGAAGUUGCACACAGACAAAAAACAGAUCUGCGUAGGAUUUAUUGGAUAUCCAAAUGUGGGCAAGAGUUCUGUUAUAAACACUCUACGAUCUAAAAAAGUCUGUAAUGUGGCCCCAAUCGCAGGUGAAACAAAGGUAUGGCAAUAUAUCACCCUUAUGCGUCGGAUUUUCCUCAUAGACUGUCCUGGAGUAGUGUAUCCAUCUGGAGACUCUGAAACGGACAUUGUGUUGAAGGGUGUGGUUCAAGUUGAAAAGAUCAAAACUCCAGAAGAUCAUAUUCCUGCUGUUCUUGAGAGAGCCAAGCCUGAGUAUAUCAGCAAAACUUACAAAAUAGAUACAUGGCAAGAUGCAGAAGAUUUCCUUGAAAAGCUUGCGUUCAGAACUGGGAAAUUAUUGAAGGGCGGAGAACCAGAUCGGCAAACAGUAUCAAAAAUGGUUCUGAACGACUGGCAGCGGGGAAGAAUACCAUUCUUUGUGAAACCACCAAAUGCAGAACAACCAUCCCAGGCUUCACUGUCCGUUGAAGCCACCGUAAACGCUGCUAAUGAGGAGAAGUUGGACAAUACAGAUAUAACUUCAGGAGCCCCAGAUGAUAAUCCUAUUAAAAGUGAGAUGACAGAACUAAUUUCACAUGUCAAACAAAACUUCGGCAAGAUUAACGUAGCACCUGAAUUCUCUCAGGAAGAUUUAGUGCCCGUAGAAAUGGAAGGAAUGUCAGAUCUUUCCGAACUGGAGUCUGAGGAGGAGGACAUUGAAGAGGAGGAUGCUGAAGAUGAGCAGAACAAAAGCAAGACAUUGGAUGCAAAUGAGACUCCCAAUGAAAAUAUACCAGUUCCAAAAGAACAAACAUCAAAAACUUUGCUUAAAGACCUUGAUGACCAGAUUUCAAAGUACAAAAAGUUCCUGGAGAAGGCCAAAGCCAAACGAUUUUCUGCUUUAAGAAUUCCUAAGGAUCUCGGCCAAAGCCUGUUUGCAAAACCAGAAAUAAAAAAGGACGAGGAACAAGAAGAAGAAGAAGAAGAAGAGGCCACUAAGAAAGGAAAGAAAAGAAAGGUGUUUGAAGAUGAUGACGAAGAUGAUGAAAAGCCAAAAAAGAAGCUUACAUCAAAAGAGAGGAGAAGACUUGAGAGGCAACAACACUCAAAGAAAGUUGGUGUUCGCUACUAUGAUACUCACAAUGUUAAAAACAAGAACCGCAACAAAAAGAAAACAGACCCUCAGGGACAGAAGAAAAGGCAAAAUUCAAAGCAAAAACAUUGAUUACUGUAAACUAUUUUUUAAAUAAAAUAGACUUUUUGAAAA
Molecule: messenger RNA, 2389 nt
Organism: Bombina bombina (fire-bellied toad)
Lineage: Eukaryota; Metazoa; Chordata; Amphibia; Anura; Bombinatoridae
Gene: GNL2
Product: G protein nucleolar 2
Exons: 16
Coding region: 185-2347 (720 amino acids)
Cellular component (GO): nucleolus
Molecular function (GO): GTP binding
Source: RefSeq, a predicted model, not a curated record